This is a messenger RNA of Spinacia oleracea (spinach), 2108 nucleotides long. RefSeq names its product probable WRKY transcription factor 21. The coding region runs from base 658 to 1803 and encodes 381 amino acids. The transcript is spliced from 3 exons. Gene Ontology annotation, biological process: regulation of DNA-templated transcription. Gene Ontology annotation, molecular function: DNA-binding transcription factor activity; sequence-specific DNA binding. Lineage: Eukaryota; Viridiplantae; Streptophyta; Magnoliopsida; Caryophyllales; Amaranthaceae. The record is from RefSeq and is a predicted model, not a curated record.
UUUAAAUCACACCCUUUGUUACUUUCUCUCUCUUCUUUCUCCUAUUUCCCCUCUUUCUCUCUCUACUCUGUUUUUUCUCUUGAUUUAUUUUGGGGGUCAAAUUAGCUCAAAAUGAGUGAUUAAAAAAUGAAAUGGGAAAACCAAUUUGUUUUUAAUUUUUGGUAGUGUGAACUGUUGUUGUUUAUUGUUGAGGAAAGUUGAAUUCUUUCCAUUUCACACACUCUUCUUCUACAAAUCUUGAAGAAGAAAUUUCCAUGGAUUGACAAAUCUAGGGUUUGAAUUUUCACCAAAGGUCUGUCUUUUUUCUUGACUUUUAUUUAUUUAUUUGCUUGAUCUUUGAUUUUUUACCAUUUCCUACUUAAAUCAACUUUUUUUCUUUUCUGGGUCUUAAUUUUAUUUGAAGAAUUAGUCAAUUUUCAAGUCUAACUUGUUGAAUUCCUACAGAAAAAUUGAAUUUUGUUCUUGAAAAUUGAAUCUUUACCCUUAAUUCUCAAGCUUAAUGGGUACUUAAAGAUUCUAUCUUUUUGCUGAUUUAACGAAUAAUUUGUGGUAAUUAUGGUUGAAUUUUUUCUGGGUUUUUGGGGGUGGGAGUUUAUUAGGGUUUAGAAAUUUCAAUUUCAUUUUCUUUUUGCCCCAAUUAUUUUUCCUUCAUACAAAAUGGAGGGAAUUGAGGAAGCUAACAAAGCAGCAGUUGAAAGUUGUCAUAGAGUUCUAAACAUAUUAUCUCAAACUCAAGAUCAAACCCAAUUUAGGAAUUUAGGUUCUGAAACUCAACAAGCUGUCACAAAGUUCAAGAGAGUUGUUUCUCUUCUUAGCAAUGGUUUAGGUCAUGGAAGGGCUAGAAUAGUUAAGCAUAAUAGAAAAAACCCUUUUACUCAAUCCCUUUUUCUAGAAUCUUCUUCUAAUGUUGCUGCCAAGUUUGAACAACAACAACAACAACAACAACAACACCAACACCAACAACACCAACAACAAGCUGUUAAGCCUACAUUUCAAUUGCUGAAACCCAAUUUGAAUGAGACCUUAAUUCAAGAAAAUGGAUCCACAACUGGGAAGAGUUGUCUGUCAAUGGGUGGGAAUUUGUCACUUGAGAUGAGUUCAGGUGGGAAAUCAACCCCAAACUCAACCCCAUACCCAAACCCAAACCCGAACCCAAGCCCAAACCCGAUUCAGGUUGUUCAUCCAAGUUCAACUGCACAUUACCAGUUGUUUCAGCAACAACAGAAGCAGCUUCAACAGCAGCAGCUUCUACAGAAGCAGCAGAUGUUGUAUCGAAGGAGUAAUAGUGGGAUUAAUCUGAAUUUUGAUAAUUCUAGUUGUACACCAACAAUGUCAUCAACUAGGUCGUUUAUUUCUUCAUUGAGUGUUGAUGGAAGUGUGGCUAAAAUGGAUGGAAACGGGUUUAAUUUGAUCGGUGCGAGUCACUCUUCCGACCAGUUACUGAAUCAGCAUAGGAAGAGGUGUUCUGGCAAAGGGGAAGAUGGGAGUUUGAAAUGUGGGAGUAGUGGAAGAUGCCAUUGUUCUAAAAAGAGGAAGAAUAGAGUGAAGAGAUCAAUCAAAGUUCCUGCUAUAAGUAACAAGCUGGCUGAUAUCCCUCCGGACGAGUACUCUUGGAGAAAAUACGGGCAGAAACCAAUUAAAGGCUCUCCGCAUCCUAGGGGUUACUACAAGUGUAGCAGCAUGAGAGGUUGCCCUGCAAGGAAACAUGUCGAGAGGUGUUUAGAAGAUCCGUCAAUGCUUAUUGUUACUUAUGAAGCCGAGCACAAUCACCCUCGCAUACCAUCACAAUCGGCAAACACAUGAUUCAACGGGUUGCAACGAUGAAAGCCUCCUCAAACUUUUGUGGAAAAUGAUGAUAGAUUGAUCUGAAUUGCUCCUGUACAUAAGUUCCUUUGACUCAGGCAAGUGCAAAAGUUAGGAUUUUAGCCUUUUAAGUAGUAUUUUGGGAGCAUUUUUUGUGGGGUUUUUUCGAGAUAUCAUUUCCAAGCUUUGUAAUGGCAUUAUAAUGAGGGGUUUCAACUUUCAAGGGUUCAUUCAAAGUGUAAAAAUCUCUUCCAUUUGACAUUCUAAGUUUAUUACAGUUGAGGAGGUGUCUAUAUGGUUUAGAA